Messenger RNA from Syngnathoides biaculeatus (alligator pipefish), 2011 nucleotides. It is a transcript of the gene aktip, whose product is annotated as akt interacting protein. NCBI's taxonomy places the organism in Eukaryota, Metazoa, Chordata, Actinopteri, Syngnathiformes, Syngnathidae. The transcript is spliced from 11 exons. The record is from RefSeq and is a predicted model, not a curated record. The coding region runs from base 293 to 1180 and encodes 295 amino acids.
AGUUAGAUUGAGCUCCAGCUGUCAAAGUGUUUAGCGACAAGCCCCACAAGCUAGUUUGGCCGUGUUUAUACCCGAGAAAAUGGCGAGCACCUGAGGUUUUGGUACCACUCGAGUCAAGCAUCAAAUUCGGACGGCAUACAAGUUGUCAUCGACGCUACAUCUACUAAGGCUAACGCUAAAAGGAAGCAGCUGCAGAAACACAAAAAUUGCUUCCUGAAUGGCUUGUCCAGCACCUGCCAGGGGACCUACUUAAGAAAAAGGGGGGACUCCACACUGAACUUCUUCAUGAGUAAUGAACCUAAACCCCUUCUGGAGCAUGUCUGCCAAUACGAGUCGUAAGAGACCUGAAAGCGAAGACCAGAGCGGACAGGGCGAUGUGAAAAGCAGCCCGCCCCGGCUGCCGUUUGGCAAGAAGCAGCUUCCAGCCAUCCCUAAGAAUGCCGCCACCAUCAUCAAGGCGGCAGCCUUGGGCAGCCCUGCCCACUCUGCAAACAUCCCCCACGCACCCUACGGCCCCUUUUACUUGGAAUACUCCCUGUUGGCUGAGUUCACACUCGUGAUUAAGCAGAAACUUCCUGGAAUUUAUGUGCAGCCAUCGUACAAGUCAGCACUGAUGUGGUUUGGGGUCAUAUUCAUCAGACAUGGCUUGUACCAGGAUGGAGUCUUCAAGUUCACUGUGUAUAUCCCAGAUAACUAUCCAGAUGCCGAUUGUCCGAAAUUAGUGUUCGACAUGCCAGUCUUCCAUCCUGUUGUUGACCCUGUUUCUGGCGAGCUUGACAUCAAAAGAGCUUUUACCAAAUGGAGGCGGAAUCAUAACCAUAUCUGGCAAAUUCUCAUGUAUGCACGUACCAUUUUCUACAAGAUAACCACCUCAGAACCCCUCAAUCCAGAAGCUGCUGUACUGUACGAGAAGGAUGUGCAGUUGUUCAAGAGCAAAGUGGUGGACAGCGUGAGACUAUGCAACAGUCAUCUGUUUGACCAGCCCAAGAUAGACGAUCCCUACGCAAUAAGCUUUUCUCCUUGGAACCCAGCUGUUCAUGAGGAAGCAAAAGAGCGAAUGUUCACAUAUAAAAGACGACCUGAGGACCCCUACAAGGGAACACAGGGCUCCGGCUUGUCCUGGGUCAAACCUGGGUCGACACAGCCCUUCAGCAAAGACGACAGUCCUCCUCGGAGUUGAACCGACGCGUGCGGCGCCACAAGUGGGACGUGCCCUCACCGCAGACCACAAGACAUCUACGAGUCGGAUCUUCAAACAAGGACGUUAUGAAUACUGCUCAGCUUUAAAAGCUUCACCCGCCAACAGCUUUAGCAAACUGAAACCAAGUUUAUACGGCAAGGAUGACAAGUGGAUGUCUCCAAAGUAGAAUCUAGCAAGUGUUGUGGAUAUUUCAAGGUCCAUAUGCACAUGCUGGCCAGGUUCGGUGAUUACAUACUGUUCCAAAAGUCCAAAAAGCGUGCAGUGGACUUCAUAAUCUCUCGGCUCAGGACUGUUUUUAUCUAUCUCGCCAGGAAUGUCAAUCAAAGAUGGGCGAAGACCGGACCUUCAACUGGUCUUUUUUUUUUUUUUUUUUUUCCCCCUCCAUCCUUACUUUCUUCUGACAAUGAUUUCUUUUUAAACACGUCAUUUGGCUAAUUAUAAUGCAGACUGGUUUUAAAUAUGUUCCUAAGUAAGGACAUGCAUGUCAUUUUCUGGUGUACUUAUUAAAGGUUUGGUGUGUAAAUGGUCUUAAGAGGUUUGACUUAAAUAAAAAAAAAACUGCUUUGUUUCUCUUCCCCCUCCCUAUCAACCCUCUCUGUUCCAUGUGACUCCCAAAAUUUCAUGAUAUUUUUUUUUUUACUCUUUCACUAUCUUGUCAAAAAGCAUGUGAAAAUGGUUUGCUUUUAAUUUAAUUUGAUUAGAUUGAAUGAUGUGAACAUAUCUGAUUGGUGCUGACAGGCUGCUGCAUCUGUUUAAAGUUGUGAAAGGUAACCAAAUUUACCUUACUUGAAUUAAAAAAAAAUUUACCCA